AUGGACCGAUUCACCCCAUUUCCCACCAUCCACAGCCAAACCGGCUUUUCUGGCGACGAUGGCGCUGUGCGCGCUAUUCUCUCAUGGCCGGUGGAUACAACUCUCCUAUCCUCGGAGCUGUUGGCCCUCUCAUGGGCCGUGCUAUUGCGAGCUUACACAACCGAAGAAUCUCCGGUCUUCUUACUCAACGAUCAACCAAUCAAAGCAGACUUAUUUACUCGUAUAAUCCAGCCAGCGACACUGGAUACCCACGCAGACCUCUCAGUAAAGCACACCGCUGUGCGCCUGAUAGAUGAGCCUAAGCUAGUCAGGACUGCCCCGUCUGAGUGCGAGGUUGUUCAUAAUCACGCAUUAUCAUCUCCUUCCUGUACGUUGUCUUGGUACGUUAAUCGCAGCACCCAAAUGAGCACGUUGCAUUCUCCCUCUGGUAUGGAUACCGCUUUCGUGAAGCAGCUAGGCCGUCAGCUGGAGCAUAUCGUGCAAGACCAGGCUGCCCUGUCGGGCAUACAGGUGAAACUGCCUGUCUCGACGGACAAGCUUUCCGGGAUGGAAAUGGAACUGUCCAUCUCGAAUCCGUCCCCUUGCACCCUGCCGGGGCCGCAGCUGCUUCAUGAACUAGCACUGAGCGGUGCCCAUGAUGGCAAUCAUGCGAUCGAGUUCUUAACGGCGGAUGGAAACGUUCGCUGCUUGUCGUACCGUGCCUUGGACAGGGUAUCUUCGAAAAUGGCGGCGGAAAUAAAUGCCGCUUCGAAAUUGGAUGCCGAGGAACCCAGGAAGUUUGUGGUCCCUGUUCUUGUCCCACAGUCCUUGGAGCUGUAUAUCGCCCAACUGGCCAUUCUGAAAGCCGGUGGUGCUUUCUGUCCUUUAAACAUCGACGCACCACUAGACCGGAUAGAGUUUAUCCUGCAGGAUGUUGCAGCAUCGGUGGUGAUCACGCAAAGUGGGCUUGCGACAAGGAUACCCCAGAAAGAGAAUCUGGCGGUGAUCACCGUCGACGAAUUGGAGACGCAGACGGACAUUGAAGAUACGGAGAUCAUAGAGCAACAGCACUCUGUGGAAACUACCCCCACCGACCUUGCCUAUGUGAUGUAUACAUCAGGUUCGACCGGUCGACCCAAAGGCGUGGGCAUUUCCCAUCUAGCUGCCACACAAUCACUACUCGCGCACAACGACUUGAUACCCUCAUUUACACGAUUCCUCCAAUUCGCCUCUCCUACCUUUGAUGUCUCCGUUUUCGAAAUAUUUUUCCCGCUCUUCCGCGGCGCAACCCUUAUCGGCUGUGACCGCGAGCAAAUGCUCCUCGACAUCUCCCAUGUAAUGACGUCGAUGCGCGUGGACGCAGCCGAGCUGACGCCCACCGUAGCCGGAGAACUACUACGCAGCCGAGCCGCAGCACCCUCUCUGCGUGUUCUGCUGACGAUCGGCGAGAUGCUGACUCGGCAUGUUGUGGAUGAAUUUGGACAGUCGCAGCAUACAGAGGGUAUCCUCCAUGGCAUGUAUGGGCCUACUGAGGCGGCGAUCCACUGCACGGCUGCCACGCAUUUCCGAUCUGAUGAUCGGGUGAAUCUAAUUGGACGGGCGUUCAAGACUGUUUCUGCUUUUAUCAUGUCCUUGGAGUCGGAGGACAAGGAUGGCUCUUCGUCCGUGGGAUUGCAGCCUCUGCCGCUCGGCCAGAUUGGCGAGUUGGUUGUUGGUGGGCCGCAGUUGGCGGAUGGGUACAUCAAUCGACCCGAAGAGAAUGCCAAGGCAUUCAUCGAGAGUCCCGUGUACGGUCGACUCUACCGAACAGGCGAUAAGGCUCGGAUGCUGCCCUCGGGGGAGAUUGAAUGUUUUGGCCGAAUCUCGAGUGGUCAGGUCAAGCUCCGAGGGCAGCGGAUAGAGCUUGGUGAGAUUGAGCAUGCUAUUUGCCGCGCGCCGGAUGUUCGCAGCGCGGUGGCUAUUGUGAGUGGUGGUAGCCUUGCUGCGUUUGUCCUGGUCAAUGACAACGGCACGACCGAGCGUGCGCUGCGGGACGUUUGUCGCCAGUGGUUGCCCCGGUUUAUGGUUCCGGGCGAGUUCAUCCUAGUCAACCAGUUCCCCCAGUUACCUUCCGGUAAGAUUGACCGCAAGGCGCUGGAAGCUGAAUUCGUGCGCCAUCGGAGUACGGCUCAAUCUGUUGGGCAGCGUUCAUUCCGCGAUGAGACUGAGGAGACGAUCGCGUCGUGCGUGGCCGAUGUGCUCGGUAGACAACUCCCGUCCACGGAGAGUCUGAGUGCUGCUGGUCUUGAUUCUCUAGCUGCGAUCCGGCUUACGUCGCAUCUUCUGGAUGCCGGGUUCCGACUGGAUGUAGCGCAUUUGCUCGAAGCAGAUUCCGUGGAUGGAAUUUGGCGACUUGCAAAGGAAACCGAGACCUCGCAGUCGAGCGAAGACACGCAAGCAGGUCUGCAGAGAAUUCGCCAAUUAGUGGCAGAUGCUGGUGCAGCGAGGAUAGAGGCUCUGGGGCUGAGCGCACAGGUUGGCGCGAUUGAGCCUUGUAGCCAUAUUCAACAGGCGAUGAUUUUGGAGACUGUUCGACACCAGAAUGCAUACUGCAAUUGGAUUGAACUUGGGUUCCAGCAUUCGAUCAGUGCUCCGGCUGUGCAGGAUGCACUUGUCAAGCUUUUGGAGCAGAAUUCUAUACUUCGCUCUGGUUUCAUCGAGAUCGGGCUCAAGGAUCAGUCGUAUGUCCGAUUUACCUAUCACGCCCUCGACGAGAGUGUAUUCCAAAAGCGUGACGCAUUUGACUAUGAUCUUUGCUUGAUCGCAGAACACGACCUGCUCCAUCCUCUCCGGUUCCAGCUGAGAGAGACGGACGAAGGUCUCCGCCUGCUCGUGCAUAUCCAUCAUGCGUUGUAUGACGGAUGGUCCUGGCAAUUGAUGCUAAAGGACCUCCAUCACCUCCUGCGCGGCGAAGAACUCCCACCCAAGCCAGCGUAUAACGUCGUGGCGGAUUUCUUCAUCGAGUACAAACUCAGCGAGACCGCAACCGAAUCCUCCAUUUUCUGGCGUGAUCAACUACAGGGUUCUUCGCCAGCAUCUUUCCCCAAUUUCCACGGAAGAACUGAUGUAUCCCCGGGCACGCAAGAGGCUUCUCGUGAACUACAAAUUUCCACGUCCAAACUCGCAGAAGCAUCGCAAUCCCUACGCGUCAGCCGCCAGACAAUCUUCCAAGCUGCAUACUGCUACAUCCUCUCAACCUACCUUGGCUCGGACGACGUCACCUUCGGCAUAGUCUUUUCUGGCCGUACACUUCCAGUUAAGGGCAUUGAAAAUGUUCUCGGUCCUUGUAUCCGCACACUCCCUACAAGAAUGGAUCUGGGGAAGAUGCAAAACGCCACUGAUCUCCUCCUAGCAAUCCAAAACAUGAACCGCAAGUGCCUUGAACACGGCAGUCUUGCGCUCCAAGAUAUUAAGAAAGCCUCCGGGAUUGACCUGCAAUCAAACCUCUUCGAUACUGCGCUCGUCUGGCAGGAGAGUAUCUGGUCUGACCAGGAGUAUCGUGAUGUGUUCCGGGAAGUCGGUGCAGGGGAGUUUUUGGAGUUUGCGCUACUGUUGGAGUUUGAGCCUCGGGAUGACGGGAUUCGUGCGAAGGCGACGUAUCAACAAUCUGUUUUGUCGAGGGAACAGGCGGAGAUUCUUUUGGAGCAGAUUGAUUUUGUUGCUUCUGUUUUGAUUGAUGCUCCCGCGCUGGCGAUUGGUGAUCUUGGGAGUCGUCUUCCGCAACAUACGUUGUCGGUUGUUAACCCUGAAUGUCAAAUGCAAGGGGACUUGCCACGCCUGGCUUCUGCUGUUGAGACGCUCGCGUCUGCUGAGUAUUCUCGGACAGCGGUCGAAUGUUUGACAGAGCUGGACUCUGUGGUUGACACGAUUACAUACGGGAAAUUCAACUCCCGGGCCAAUACCCUUGCCAACUAUCUGCUCCACUUGGGUGUCACGGGUGAUGAUUCCAUUGCUAUGUUCCUAGAGAAAUCGAUAGACUCUUACCUCGCUGUGCUGGCGAUUGCAAAGAUAGGAGCUGGUCUCGUACCCUUGUCUCCCCAGUCAUCUCCAGAAGAUGUCAGCACUGUCAUGUCCACAUUGAACGUGGGCUUUUGCAUGUUCCAGUCGACUUCCCAGCUUCCUGAUGGGUUGGCUAUUCUGGAAUCCGUUCGACAAAUCCUUCUACCUGACUCUUUCAAUGAUAUUUCUGAUGAUACCCCUAUCGCGGUCGAUGACGGAUUCCGAAUCAUCUGCGCUGAUCCCACGUCAAAGGAGCCGAUUACCUUUUUCGCUCAGAGUUUGAAAAGCUGCGUCAAUGUUCUUAGGGAGUCGUACAAUGUCCAGUCGGAGUCCAAAAUGCUUUUUGCAUCCCCAGCUGCAUCUGUUGACUCCAUCAUUGCAGCUUUCUUGGCAUGGACUGCUGGCGUGACGCUCUGCGUUGCGCCAGAUGAGUUCCUAGCCAAUGAUCCCCAAAGGAUCGUUAAUGCCAUGGGCGUGACUCAUCUCUACCUCACACCUACACUUGCAUCGCGCUUGGAUCCGCAGAAUGUGCCUAGUGUGAGGUACUUGUGUACAUCUGGUGAGCCUUUGACGGCAAAGGUGCAUCGGGAUUGGGCUGGAAAGAAUCUUUAUCACGGCCUUACCACUCGUGGGAUCGCUGGUCUCUGUACCGUGCCGGCGGAGGUCGAGACGUCCAGUACAAUCACCGGCGUGGGUAUGCCGCUCAAGAACAUAUCUGCCAUGGUCAUUGCAGACAAGGCCGGGUUCAAUUCGUUACCACGUGGCGCCGUUGGAUUACUUUGCUUUGGCGGUGGUCAAGUGGGGACAUCUUCUACGGAGGGCUUUUUUGAGCACCCGCAGUAUGGCCGGCUUUACCGAACUCGUGACUUUGGCAGAGUUCUUUCAGAUGGUAGCAUUGUGCAGCUGGGGCGGCAUACUGUAUUCUAUGAGAUUGAUCAAGCUCUGCUCUCAUCGGAUCUUGUGCAAGAUUGCGUGAGCUUGUUCAUGGAUGACCCAGUCACUAAGCAGCAACAAUUGGUCACUACUUGGGUUCCUUCAGAACAGGCUCGAGCUUUGUCACAUGGUGAACAGCUUGAUGACCUAGCCAAGAAAUUACUGAGGGACUUGGCUACGAAGCUUCCUUCAUCUGCCGUUCCGGCACUUCUUGUCCCGAUUGACGAGAUACCGGUGGACGAGGUUCUCUUUACUGAUCGCGCAAGGAUACAGCGAGAUAUUGAGCAGAUGGAUACAGAGCUUCUAGAAUCUUUCUCUGUCAGUCUCAACGAUGAGAUCCACAAUGACACUCUCACCGAUGCUGAGAAGGCAAUUGCCACUGCCCUUUCUGCAGUCACUGGCGUUGAGCAACACAACAUUGGAAAACACACGUCCUUCUACAAGCUGGGCUUGGAUUCUCUAUCUGCAAUUGCUUUCUCGCGAAAGCUCCAGGAUGCAGGAUUUGGAAGACUCCCUGUUUCCACAAUCCUUCGACAUAGCUCGGUUGCUCAACUAGCGAAUGUUAUUCCUCCCAUGACCAAUGGGCAUCAUCCCGACGAACCAAUUUCUCUCGAGCAACAGCAACCGCAAUCCUCGUCCGUGUUUGAUGAGAGCUUCAUUCUUGAAGUGGAAAAGGACCUGGAUGCUAGGGGUUCAUCCGUUCAGGGCGUAUAUCCUUGCACGCCUUUACAAGAAGCUAUGCUUGCAGCGGAGUCUGAUGUUGAUUCCGCUUAUUUCAAUCACUUGCUUCUUCGGGUGAACACUGACAUUCAGAGAUUGGAAGAGGCGUGGAAGCAGAUGAUACAGAGACAUGAAAUUCUGAGAACGUGCUUCAGACAAACUAAUGACCCACGAUUUGCAUAUGCGCAAGUGGUGCUCCACACCGCACUUCUACCUUGGAUAUCUGUUGAGACCUCAUCCGAGAACUUCGACACAGAUAUUGCAAGAAGAAAGUCAGACUUUGAGCACCAGUCGCCCGUCAAUGGCGAGCUUCCAUAUUCCUUGGCGGUUUUUGAAGACCCAGUCCCGAGAAGCACUCAUUUGCUUUUGUCAAUUCAUCAUGCACUAUACGAUGGAGAAGGUAUUGCCCAACUUCUUCACGAGCUUCAGGCUUCCCUCGCGGGCGAGAAACUUCCUGAAGCCACACCCUUCCACCGGUUCGUCGAGUACAUGGUUUCGGUCAACACUGAUUCCUCCGACAAAUUCUGGGACCGAUAUUUAUCAGACGUCUCGCCAACGCUGCUUUCUGCUUCCAAGGGGGUGUCUACCAAUGGAUCUGUUUCACAGGCUGCCUCACAACAGAUUCACGUGGGUCUUAGCCACUCCCUUGCCUCGUUCAAACAGCAGUGUAGGGAUCUCUCGGCCACCCCUCUGAACGUCUUCCAUGCCGCAUGGGCAAGACUUCUCGCCUUGCACUCCAAUGCAACUGAUGUCUGCUUUGGAAAUGUAUUCAGCUGUCGAACCAUUCCACUAGAAGGCGCAGACCGUAUCGUUGGCCCUUGCUUCAACACUCUUCCCAUGCGAGUCAAGUUCUCUUCAGUAUCAACGAACGGGGACGUAAUGAAACUGUCGCAAAAACACAACAGCGACAUCUUGCCUCAUCAGCUCAGUGCGCUGCGUCGCAUCCAGAGACGCACGCUUCAAGCCGGCUCUCGACUUUUCGAUACACUGGUCAUUUUCCAGACUAGGAGUACUGAGCUUGAUGCUCGGUAUUGGGAAAUGCUCGCUGAUGAGGGGAACAUGGGAUUCCCUCUCAUUUGUGAGAUCGUGCCAGACGAGACACGGAAUACCAUCCAGAUAUGCAUCCAUUUCCAAACGUCGCAUCUCAGUCACGAUGUGGCGGAGAGUCUUGCGCGGGACUUUGUCGCGCUUGUUGAGCAUACGACUCAGUACCCUUCUGCUCAGGCUUGUGAUAAGCGGGUGGUUGGUGCUGACCUGUCAGAGAUUUUUGAAAAGGAGUCCUCGCGCGCUAAAAUAAAUGGAAUUCCGGCCAAGGCAGUGGAAUCUCGGGCUUGGUCUGAUAAGGAAGAACUUCUUCGGGGGAUUGUCUGCAAGUUUGCAGGAGUUGAGGAUGAGGCUGUUUCAUUGCAUACUACUAUCUUCCAACUUGGACUGGAUAGUAUCAACGCUGUGCAGAUUUCUGGGAGAUUGCGCAAGCUGGGGUAUAAGGUCUCAGCGGGUGACAUUCUUGAGGCUGCUUCUAUUGACAAGAUUGCCGUUCUACUAGAGUCGACGGAGAAUGGAAUCAAAGAAGCUACAUAUGACUUCUCCGCCUUCGAGAAUCAACAUCUCCAGUCUGUUUGUGAACAGCUUGGUAUCUCAUCACAAUCAGUGCAGUCUUUGAGACCUUGCACCCCCGUUCAAUGCGGCAUGUUGGCUCUCUUCAAUCAUUCCCAGGGCAACAUGUACUAUAACCGGAUGGCUUUGAAUUCCUCCGCGCCCUUGGACAAGAACAUGCUCAAGGAAGCUUGGUCGAAGGUCAUGGCCCAACAUGAGAUGCUGCGCACUGGCUUCGUACAGCUUCGCGACCAGCAAAAUCCCUUUGCUAUGAUAACCUAUCGGGAAGGUAUCGAUGUUCCAUGGCAGGAAUCUCCCACCCUGGAUACAGUCUCUCAACAGCAACGAGUUCUCGAAAACCUCCACCAACCCCCGUGGAGUAUCUGGAUUGAGCCUACCGAUAGUGUUACCACGGUGCAUUUCUCAGCUUUUCAUGCCCUUUAUGAUGCGCAGUCUUUAGAAACGAUCUUUUCAGAUGUCAUGGCAGCCUAUGAAGGAAAGGCUCUUACUCAGUCUGCCUCUAUUCCCGAAACUCUUGGUCCAAUUUUGAUCGAGAGUCGGAAACAAAUCGAGCACUCUCAGGAGUUCUGGCAAGGUCUCGCCACAGAGAUCCAUCCUACCAAAUUCCCAGACCUACAUCCUACUCGCAUUGAUAAGAAAGAACUCUUCACCAGCUCAAUUCUCUGCUCCCAGUCUCUCGGUAAACUUGAGGCCGGGUGCCGCAAUGCAGGAGUCACUCUUCAAGCAGCGGGUCAAGCCGCAUGGGCUCGAUUACUUGCUGCAUACAUUGGUGAACAAAAUGUCGUUUUCGGCACUGUUCUCUCCGGUCGUAAUUUGUCUACUGCUGCCCAGGAUGCCGUUUUCCCUUGCCUUGUGACCGUGCCAUCGCCAUUCCGCAUCGAAGGCACUAAUCAAGAGCUUUUGGACUGCACUCUGAAGCGGAAUGCUUCUCUUGUUAAAAAUCAGUUCACUCCCUUGGCUCAGAUUCAGAGGUGGCUUGGUAGUGAUGAGCCGCUCUUUGAUACUUUGUUCGUUUAUCAGAAGUUUUCGACAAGUUCUGGGGUCUCUGAUAAGUGGGAGGUCAUUGAUGAAGAGACAAAGAUCGAUUACCCUCUCUCGAUCGAGUUACUCCCGCAUGAUACGGAGCUUGAAAUUCGGAUCAGCUGCAGAAGUGACCUUGUUCCAGCAGAGCAAGCCGUGAUUCUUUUGAAUCAGUACAACAAGUUGUUGGAGCACACGAUCUUCUCGAUAGAUUCCCGUGCAGAAGAUUACCUCUCUCUUGGAGAUCAAUUCUUGUCCGUCACGCCUGCCAAGGAGAACAAGAUUCCCACAUCUGUGUCUCUACUGCACCAGUUCGUCGAAGAAAGUGCUCGAAAGGUUCCAGACAAACCCGCCUUUGAGUUCGCAUUCGGGCCUAAUGCGGAUAACUUGCAAAAGAAAACUUGGUCUUACAGAGAGUUCGACGAGGACGGCAAUCGAGUCGCUCGUUAUCUCCAGGACAAGGGAGUCACACCCGGUGGGAUUAUUGCGAUCUGCUUUGAUAAAUGCCCUGAAGCUUCCCUUGCAAUCUUAGGUAUUCUGAAGGCUGGUUGUGCAUAUCUGGCCAUCGAUCCUUCCGCUCCAAUCUCGCGUAAGCAGUUCAUCAUGGAAGAUUCCUCGACCACGCUUCUGCUUUGCAAUCAGUCCCGCAAGUCGGAGUUGGAGGCACUCUCAGGCGUUGAUGUCCAGGCACUAGACGAGCCUGGCAAAUACCAACACUUUUCCCCAUCGCAGCCGUCCUUGGCCCGGGAAAUCCAACCCGAUGAUACAUGCUAUUGCUUGUAUACUUCUGGCACAACAGGCACACCCAAAGGGUGCGAGAUCACACAUGACAACGCUGUACAAGCCAUGCUCGCAUUCAAAAGGCUCUUUUCACCACAUUGGGACGAGGAUUCUCGAUGGCUCCAAUUUGCAUCAUUCCACUUCGACGUCAGCGUUCUCGAGCAAUACUGGAGCUGGAGCGUCGGGAUCUGUGUUACUUCAUGUCCUCGCGACUUGCUUUUCGAGGAUCUACCAGGAACAAUUCAGAAACUGGAAAUCACUCACAUUGAUCUUACGCCUAGCUUGGCGAGACUGGUGAAUCCUGAUGAGGUACCUUCACUGCGCCGAGGUGUUUUUAUCACUGGUGGUGAGCAGUUGAAACAGGAGAUUCUCGACGCGUGGGGAAAGCAUGGAGUCAUCUAUAAUGGAUACGGUCCUACCGAGGUGACCAUCGGAUGCACAAUGCUCCCACGGAUGCGUGCAAAUGACAAGCCAUCCAAUAUCGGUCCACAAUUUGACAAUGUGGGUUCCUACGUCUUCCGGCCGGGUACCUGCAUUCCGGUCGUGCGCGGUGGCCUCGGCGAGCUUUGUGUAUCGGGCCCUCUUGUCGGUAAAGGUUACUUGAACCGGGCGGAACUCACCAAGGAGCGAUUCCAGACCUUGCCAGAAAAUGGGGAUCGCAUCUACCGAACGGGUGAUCUAGUGAGAAUUUUGCACGACGGUAGUUUCCAGUUCCUGGGCCGGAUCGACGAUCAAGUUAAACUUCGCGGCCAGCGACUUGAGAUCGGCGAGAUCAACGAAGUCAUCAAGCAGGCAACUCCUGAGCUUAACGAAGUGGCUACGCUGGUCAUCAAGCAUCCAAAACAAUCCAAAGACCAGCUGGUAUCUUUUGUCACCAGGAUUGAGCUUGACAAGAAGUCUCGCGAUGUGGAAGUGCGAUUUUCUGAAGAGGAUCGGGCCUUGCUGUCGACAAUCAAGGCUGCUUGCCAUACACACCUUCCGGGGUAUAUGGUGCCGACGCAUAUCAUUCCGAUGACCCGGUUCCCCCUCUCUGCUAAUAACAAGGCUGAGAUGAAGGUCUUGAAGCGUAUCUACCAAGAUCUUUCCUUGGAGGACCUGCAGAGACUGAGUGCCAUGGCCGUUGAACAAACAGGGAAGAGCACCCAAGAGAGAGGCAUCAUUUCUCUUUUGUCCCAGUUUACUAGCUCCCCCGAAUCAGCUAUUUCUUCCUGGUCGAGUAUCUUUGAGUUGGGCCUGGACUCUAUCUCUGUGAUAGCAUUUGCCAGAACCCUGAGGGAGGCUGGUUUCCCUCAAGCCCAGGCAUCGCUCAUCAUGAAGCAUCCGACCGUUACAGGUAUGGCAUCGGCUUUGCAGAAGUCUACCUCCUCUUCAGCAUCCCAGAGCAACCUCCACAGAAAUGCGAAGCAGAACAUGGAGGCCUUUGCCCACAAACACUCCCAUUCUGUCAUCGAAAGCAUUGGAGUCGUUGACAGUGACGUUGAGCAGAUUGCUCCAUGUACACCGCUCCAGGAAGGUAUCCUUUAUCAUUUCCUGUCGAGCACUGAGCCACUUUACUGCUCUUCCUUCACGUUCGCAUUGCAUGCGUCCACCGACAUUGAGAAGUUGCGGAAUGCAUGGAGCAAGGCACAAGACCAGGUACAGAUGCUCCGAGCUAGAUUCUCGCCUUCCCCAGAUGGCUACGCUCAAAUAAUCUUGAAGCAUGAUGCGCUUCCUUGGUUCAAUGCGAAGGCUGCUUCCCAGAAGCAGGUUGAAAGCUUGCGGAAGCAGCAAGUCGAAAACUGGAUAUCUGAAAUUCAGGAACUGUCGACACGGCUGUGGGAGGUUGGCGUGAUCCAAUCUCCUGACAGAUCGGUGAUGUGUCUCAAUAUCUUCCAUGCUCUUUAUGAUGGAAACAGCUUAGCUCUACUUCUGGAUCUUGUUGCCCGGAUCUAUCUCGGCGAGCAAAGUGCUUCCGAAGAUGCGCCUCAGUUCCUCAACGUGUUGCACAUGGGUCCUCUUUGCAAGGAUUCGUCAGAGAAAUCGUUCUGGAAAGAGCACUUGGCAAAUUGUCGACCCCGAUCCCUGUCAAAAUCAGGUCAAACUAAUGGCGUCAUUGAGUCAAUGGUUCAGAAAGUUCAGAUCGACUCUACGGAACAUUUGGAUCGCCUGAGGAAGUCCCUCAACGUCACGGAGCAGGCGGUUCUCCAUGCCUGCUGGCUGUUAACCCUUCACCAACACUACGCGUUUGUCCCCCCAAUCGGGCUUAUCGCAUCUGGACGUACGAUCGAUGUGCCAGGAAUUGUCAACGUCAUUGGCCCCUUGUUCAACACUAUUCCCAGUAAUGUGCAGCUUCGUGGUCUAAAGUCAUGGUCUGAAGUCGCCCGGCGGUGCCAUAACUACCAAGUUUCCACGAUGCCCUUCCAGUAUACUGCUCUGCGAGACAUCAUGAAAUGGCUCGGCAAGAGCCCAGAUGAUCGCCUGUUCGAGUCACUUUUCGUGUUCCAGAGAGAGGAUGCCGAUAUCGAGGCAUCAACUGGUAGCCUCUGGCAGCCACUAGACUCUGAAGCACAACAUGAGUACCCGCUAGCUUUCGAGGUUGUGCGUAAUGGCAAUGAAUCCCUUACUCUGACCCUUGCAGCAAAGGGUCACGUCCUAUCCUCAGAAGCGGCGGAGCAGCUACUUGCCAAUUUCCAACGGAUCUUGUCUGAAUUUUCUCAGAACCCAGAUCACGAGCUGCCCUAUAUUAACGGGGUCGCGGAAGAGAGCCAUGCAUAUACAAAUGGCGAGACGGUUAUGCCAAACGGCGUGAACGGUGCAGCACAUGCGGCUAACUCUUCAUUCCAAUGGACCAAUCAAGCAUCUACGAUUCGAGAUGUUGUUGCAACCCUCGCUGGGGUCGAUGCUCAAUCAAUUAGUGAAGAAACAUCAAUCUUCGAAGUCGGUCUUGACAGUAUCGAUGCCAUCAAAUUGUCCUCACGCCUAGGAAAGCUGGGCAUCAAGCUUCCCGUGAGCGCCAUCAUGCGCUAUCGCAAUGUAAAGGCCAUGACAAGCCAACUUGCAGUGACAAAUCAUCAGGAACAGAACGGGUCUUAUCCAUUACUGAGUCAAAUGGAGGGAGCCUUGACAAGCUUCCUGAGAAAGGAGGGCCUCAUGCCUGAGGAUGCGUGUCGGGUGCUUCCCGCAACGCCAAUCCAAGAGGCGAUGGUUGCUGAGAUGUCUGCCUCUGUUUACCAGAACUACUACAAUCAUGAGGUUCUGCAACUCGAGCCUCAUGUGGAUCUCACGAGACUUCAGGAAGCAUGGAGAGCCGUCGUCAAAGCCCAUUCCAUUCUACGCACCUCCUUUGUCGAGGUGUGGGAUCCCGAAAUCUCGGCGUCUUAUGCUCAAAUCGUUCAUAACGAGGACGCAUUUGACGUCCAAUCUGUGUAUCUGAACGAAAAAUCUGUGGAAUCGAUUAUUGAGUCUCAACGCAAAAGAGCGACCUCGGAACUUUCCGGUCGCCCCUUGCUGAGUCUGACUAUUGCACUUGAUGGAGAUGCUCGCUAUCUUGUUCUUUCAAUUUCCCACGCUCUGUACGAUGGCUGGUCCAUCAGUCUACUUCAUGAAGACGUCGCCAGGUCUUAUUCCGGGGAAGACUGUACUCGUCCAUCAGCAGAUGCAAUUCUUGAGCAGAUCAUUGCAUCUUCCGGCGAUCGUGCUCUGAGAUUCUGGAGGGCAACCCUGUCAAAUUGCAGGCCGACACCAUUCCCUUCGAGUGAACAUGCAGAGGAUGGCUCGCAGAUUGUCCAUCGCGCGGAAAGACCGCUCUCUGUGUCCUUUGAAAAGGCCGAAGGCUUCUGCAAGCAUCACGGUAUUACGAUGCAAGCUUUAUUGGUUAGCUGCUGGUCUCUUAUUUUGGCGACCUAUGUCAAGAACCUGGACGUCAUAUUUGGUCUCGUUCUUUCCGGCCGCAAUGUGGCUGACUCGGAAGAGGUCAUGUUUCCCACGAUGAACACUGUUGCCAUGCGAGUCAUUCUUCACGGUACUCGAUUGGAGCUGGUAAAGUACGUGCAGGAGGCUUUGCUCGAGAUGUCUGAACAUCAACACUUCCCAUUGCGACGAGCAAGGCCGGAUACCAGAUCGCGACAAUUAUUCGACACUCUGUUCAUCUAUCAGAAGAGGCCUUCCGAGAUCACUUCUCAGAAAGCCACACUGUAUCACUCCACUGGAGGAGCAUCGGGUGUGGAGUAUCCUGUGUGCGCCGAAGUUGAAGGCGACGGAAAGAACCUGGUGGCACGGGUGGCGUGUCGUGGCAGCGUCAUGGGAGAGAAGGACACACCUGUGCUUUUGAGCCAUAUGGCCGAGGUUCUCUUGUCAAUUGUCGAUGAGCCUGCUCGGGAGACUGUCGAAUUCUCUGGAGAUGCUAUGAAAAUCUGCGGCCAUCUGAUUGUCUCUGAUUCGGGAGAUUCUGGCGGUUCUGAGAUGCCCGAGGUUCAGACAUCCAGUCAAAGAGAGUGGUCACCGAUCGAGUCCAAAAUCCGCAAUGUUCUUUCCAUUGUGUCUGGUGUUCCUCAGGAUUCUAUCGACAAAGAUGCCAACAUCUUCCAGCUCGGCUUGGACAGCAUCAGUGCCAUCAAGGUUGCUGCCCUUUUGAAGAAGCAAUCCGUCAAGCUCAUUGUCAGUGACAUGCUCAAGGCCGGAACAAUUGAGAAAAUGGCACUGGCAGUGAACAAAAGCCAAGUCAACAUCACUCAAAACGAAAUCGACAGAGCUUUGGAAGACUCGCUCAAAGGACUCGACAUCAAUUCAUUACUUCGGUCAUAUGGAAUUGAUCCACAAGAUACCGAGACAACAAUUCCCGCCACUGCUGGUCAAACUUACUUCCUGGCAAUGCACAGUCUGAGCCCAGAUGUAUUCUAUCCCAAGUUCUACUACUUGGCGUCAGCAAAAUUCAACCCUCAGGUUUUGAACCGUGCAUGGUCGCGUCUCAUAGACGAGACACCCAUCCUCCGAACUGCUUUCCUGGCAACCGGCAACCUCCAGGCACCAUACGUUCAAACCGUUCUCAAGUCAGUGCACAGUCCUCCUACCUGGCACGAUGACCUCAAUCAUGCUAUCAGCAUCAGACGUGACUUUGGAUCUGUCCCUGUUGCCCUCCAUGUCUGUCGCACGUCUCGAGGGGUAGCAUUCAUGUUGCACCUCCACCAUGCGCUCUAUGACGCUGUUAGCCUUCCGCAUAUGAUGAACCGACUUGCCCAGUUGUGCAGCGAGGCCAAGUCCGAACUGAAACACACGUCACAAAAUCUAUCCCACCUCGUGGCAUUCCAGCACAUCCACUCGCCCGUUGAUGUUCGGCGGCAAUUCUGGCAAAAGUAUCUGGGCCAAAUUCCAACAUCAGGCGCUAACCCCAAUCGAGUAGGUGAGUUCGGCGCUAUCCAGCAUGACUAUCGGCCCGGUCUGGUUUCAAACAUGUCUCGACUGGAGAUAGCCGCCAAACGCCGGGGCCUUAGCAUCCAAUCAAUUUUCCUGGCCGUUUAUGCUCGCCUGCAUUCCCAGAUCUUUGCUCCGGUGGAUAUCGACAAUGAAACAAUGGCGCGACCGCUUGUGAUUGGUUUGUAUCUUGCCAAUCGGUCGUACGGUAUGGAGGGUCUAUCUGAAUUGGUUGCCCCAACCGUCAAUAUUGUUCCACUCCGACUGGAUAACAAGCUCAGCGAUAACCAUGACUCACUUUUCAUCGCUGCUCGGAAGAUUCAGGAGGAUAUCAACGAAAUCAGCCCGGUGGAACAUGCGGGUGUUUCUCUUCUAGAGAUCUCCGAAUGGACAGGGGUGCGCAUCAACACCUGCAUCAACUUCCUGCGACUGCCAGAGGUGGAAGUCACCAACGGCGAUGCAAGUGAUAAAGUGACUUUCCACUCGAUCUCGAGCGAUGAGGUGGCACCACUCCAUUUAUCUAACACGAGUGUCCACACACGUCACCCAGCUGAGACCAACGGUGACACACCCUUGGUCCAAGCGACCGGAUCCGCUUCUUCGAUGGCGACUCUGAAAGAAGUAUUCUGGCCUACGAUCGACGUUGAGGCAGCUAUCCGAGAGGACCGACUGGAUUUCGGUCUCUUCGCGCCGAGUACUCGUCUCGAUCGCCCCACCGCCGAGAAGGUGAUGGAGACGAUGAGACAUGAAUUGGCAGCGUUAGUUGCAUCUUCAGAGUCUCCAUAG
This is a messenger RNA of Penicillium cataractarum, 15261 nucleotides long. It is a transcript of the gene sidC, whose product is annotated as nonribosomal siderophore peptide synthase SidC. NCBI's taxonomy places the organism in Eukaryota, Fungi, Ascomycota, Eurotiomycetes, Eurotiales, Aspergillaceae. Gene Ontology annotation, biological process: secondary metabolite biosynthetic process; amino acid activation for nonribosomal peptide biosynthetic process. The record is from RefSeq and is a predicted model, not a curated record. Bases 1 to 15261 code for a protein of 5086 amino acids. Gene Ontology annotation, cellular component: cytoplasm. Gene Ontology annotation, molecular function: phosphopantetheine binding; catalytic activity. The transcript is spliced from 8 exons.